AUGAUGGUGCUUGGUUUUCUGAGCAGAACACUUCAGCUAGCAAGACAUUCAUCCAGUCCAUUGGGGAAACAACUCUGUUCAGCCAGCACAAAUAAGCCAGUGUUGACUUUAUUCACGAAGAAACCAUGCCCUCUAUGCGAUGAAGCAAAAGAAGUGCUUGAGCCAUAUAAGAGAAGGUUUAUUUUGCAGGAGGUGGAUAUUACCCUUCCAGAGAAUUCGGUGUGGUAUGAUAAAUACAAAUAUGACAUACCUGUUUUUCAUUUAAAUGGGAAGUUCCUAAUGAAGCAUCAAGUAGAUAUCCAAAAGUUCGAGGACCAGCUUAUGAAGCUGGAGUUAAAAAAUGAUGGAAACGAGUGA
Antrostomus carolinensis (chuck-will's-widow) is the source of this 357-nucleotide messenger RNA. It is a transcript of the gene CUNH5orf63, whose product is annotated as chromosome unknown C5orf63 homolog. The coding region runs from base 1 to 357 and encodes 118 amino acids. The transcript is spliced from 3 exons. NCBI's taxonomy places the organism in Eukaryota, Metazoa, Chordata, Aves, Caprimulgiformes, Caprimulgidae. The record is from RefSeq and is a predicted model, not a curated record.